Molecule: messenger RNA, 1166 nt
Organism: Haplochromis burtoni (Burton's mouthbrooder)
Lineage: Eukaryota; Metazoa; Chordata; Actinopteri; Cichliformes; Cichlidae
Gene: tatdn3
Product: TatD DNase domain containing 3
Exons: 10
Coding region: 150-800 (216 amino acids)
Molecular function (GO): hydrolase activity, acting on ester bonds
Source: RefSeq, a predicted model, not a curated record
AACGAACUGGUCCUUCUACCAUAAAUGACCGUGAAGGAACAACGUUUAUUUCUGGAGGAGUGUUCCGGGAUGGUUGUUAGCUAUGCUACUAACGCAGAGAAGUUAUUCUAAUAUUAUUUGGUCUCUUAGCUUUUAUUUGUUGAUUUUCAAUGGAGAAUGGCUUCGUUGAUUGUCACUGUCAUAUCUCGGCUCAUGAGUUUGAAGAGGAUUUCGAGGAUGUGAUCCUGAGGACGAGGGAGGCUGGUGUGAAGACUCUGGUUGCAGUUACAGAAGAAGUCGGAGAGUUUGCCCGAGUUCUCCAGCUGCAGGAAAGCUAUCCAGAUCUCGUGGCUCCGUGUUUUGGCAUCCAUCCGCUGCAGGCUGCUGAGGGCCCUCAGCAGCGCAGCGUGAAACCUCAGGAUCUGGACGUCGCCCUUCCACACUUCUAUAACCACAAAGAACGCCUGGUCGCUGUUGGAGAGAUUGGUUUAGACUUCACUCCCUGGUGCGCCCCGACUCAGCAGGACAGAGAUGACCAAGUGACCGUCUUCAUCAAACAGCUCAGUGUCGCCAAGGAGCUGGACUUACCUGUGAACGUCCACUCCAGAUCAGCUGCUAGGGUCACGAUUGACACCAUGAAGGAACAAGGCAUCAGCCGAGCUCUGCUUCAUAACUUUGCGGGGAAGCCAUCGGUCGCUCUGGAAGGUGUGAAGGCGGGCUACCUCUUCUCUUUUCCCCCUGCCGUCUGCAGAAGCAAACAGUACCGCCACACAGAGAGACAAGUUAAUCAAGCAGAUCCCAUUGGAGCACAUUUGUCUUGAGACAGACUCUCCUGCCCUGGGGCUUCACCAGCAUGUGAGGAAUGAGCCCGCUAACAUCAUCCUGCCAUGUCGCUACAUCGCCGAUGUCAAAGGUCUCCCUCCAGAAACUGUUCGGCUGGUCACCGCACACAAUGCAUACAGACUCUUCCCCAAAGCUAAAACACGCUGACAGUGACAUGAGCGUGAUUUCGAAAUCCAAGGCUCACCCAGUGUGUGACGUCAUGGAAAAGAUAACUCCCUUUACUACUUAGGGGUGAAUCAAUUUUUUAAUAUAAAUUUAUUUUGCCCAAAACGCCAGAAUCUCAGGUUAAACCUCACAAAAUUUCAAGAACCACCAAACAGCUAAAACAGUAAAUGCGAGCAGGA